AUGCAAAUGCGAUGCACUGUUGAUGUCCAUCAAUUACACGCAUAUGCUCCAGAUCUCCAGGCCCUGUCUGCAAGGCGGUUGCUCUCAAGCGAUUUCAAAAUGCACAAGACCAAGUUCACGCAGGGAAGUCAGAAAAAGAACACGUCCCGCCUAGACUCAAUGAUUCAUCAGCGAGAUAACGAAGAAGAUAGCCAUCAACAGACGGAGAAAGUUUUCACACACAUCAAUCGUCUGUUCGUUCAAAUUCAAUUGCCCAUCGAAAGACGUUCAUCACGUCGCUGUCAUCCCGCCUUGGAGAGUUAUAGGAACUCCCACCGGAUUUUUAUAUGGGCGCUUGGAUUCCGAGCAAAGUCAUUGGGGAUGCCAACGAUUUCAAGAGGAAAAUUAGCAGAUACCCAAAACGAUGUGGAGGUAUAUGCUCGUGAUUCGGGGGUCUCUUUCGACGAGCAAGACGAUCACGCUUAUGAGCAAGCACGACGGAGUCGAAGUCAUUUGCGAGGACUUGCAUCUCCUCCGCCUAAUACACCUCCCCCGCUUCCACCUCAGCACUCCCCGCAGAGCCCACCGCCAGACAGGUCAUACUCAGAGCUACUUGUUGCAUUUCAGAGACAGAAACAGGUGAUUGCGAAGCUGCGGGCAGCGAACGAGGAACAUGCGAUCAACGAGGAACGACUUAGAUCGGACCUUCUUGCUAUGUCCCACAGGUAUCUCGAAGCGCGAGUACAGGUCGAAGCACUCGAGAAACGCUGCAAAGACGCGGAGAUGCGGGUGGAGGGGCUCUCCUCACAGCUCGAGAACCAGAAUGUCCGAGGCUCCGGUCCAGCCUCUUUUGGUAGACGUUCGGAUGACGAUCACUCCCCAAGGACAUGGCAGGAUGUUCGGGACCAGGCACGACAGGCAUCAAAGAACCGCAGGGAUGACUAUGCAGAUACAGCGACAGUCAGUGCUGGUACAGUGGACUCAUCGGAGUACGUCGCAGUCGAAUUAUCGCCACGUCCGGUAACUCGCCCGGAAAUUUCUCUUGAAGAGGUCCUAGGGCUGGUCAGAGCGAUUAAUAUGCAAUCGCUUGAACUAGCACGGUCAUGUAUUUCAUGCACCACGUUCAGGCCGGGGGUUAGGACGAUACAAGCAGAUAAUAAAAUGGUCGUCGACCUCACCAAUGCCAUUGGCUGUAUAUUGGUGCAGACGCUUCGUUCCAGGGAUCACAGCAAAAACAAAGCGACAAUUGAGCUAGGAUUCCGAGCCUUGUUAUCUUACCACGUCUCCAAGUUAAUCGAGGAUUGGCCAUUUCAGAAUCAGGAUGAAAAUAUAAAUCCGGAAGAUGCGGAAGAUGAUUCAGAAGAUCCAUCGACCAGUGAGAAGAAAAAGUAUAGUGGAUCUGCGGAAAGAGUUCUCAGAGACAUUGCAACCGUUCUGACACUAAGCGGGUCUCCUGGUCAGCCUUCAUCUCUGAUACGAAGCCAUAGGGAACGCAUAGGUUCCACACUCGAUGCUCUAUUCAAAACUGCAGAGAGAUUAGCGUGCCGGAUAAAGGAAGGAAGGUUCGAUGGACCGCUACCAGCGGAGUACAGUUUCCUGUACGCGAGGCCGGGUGCCACCUUCAACAAGGACCUCAUGCAGAGAAAUAGCACACAACAAUCGAUGGCGAUCUGGAAAAGCGCAUCGAAAAGGCCCGUCCAGGUGCUUUGCACGCGGGAAGUAGGACUGGCACGCCUGCAUCGGGCACCUGCUGACACUGGUCCUCUGAGCAGGGAGAGCUCGAGAAGCAGUACCAAUAAUACCCAGGUAGCUAGAACAAAGGAGAUGGAGGUGUUGUCCAAAGUUGUCGUAGUCUUUGAAUCAGAUUUAGACAAAUGA
This is a messenger RNA of Fomitiporia mediterranea MF3/22, 1857 nucleotides long. RefSeq lists its product as uncharacterized. The transcript has 4 exons. The record is from RefSeq and is a predicted model, not a curated record. Bases 1 to 1857 code for a protein of 618 amino acids. NCBI's taxonomy places the organism in Eukaryota, Fungi, Basidiomycota, Agaricomycetes, Hymenochaetales, Hymenochaetaceae.